Messenger RNA from Bipolaris oryzae ATCC 44560, 1236 nucleotides. RefSeq lists its product as uncharacterized. Gene Ontology annotation, molecular function: O-methyltransferase activity. The transcript has a single exon. Lineage: Eukaryota; Fungi; Ascomycota; Dothideomycetes; Pleosporales; Pleosporaceae. The record is from RefSeq and is a predicted model, not a curated record. Bases 1 to 1236 code for a protein of 411 amino acids.
AUGGAUAAGUCAAGUUCUCUUGUCAAACUUGCACAAAAGAUCCUUGAAGAGGCAGAGAAAGUGGAAGCUGGUGGCAAUGGCGAGGGGUCCGCUGACGCUCUAUUCGAAGCAACGCAGGAGCUGCAAACGUCUCUGCUAACAGCGCCGAAGCUACUUGAACAGCAUCAGAUCCGCUGCGAAUGUCUCGGUUGUUUGAAAUGGUUGACGAGAUUUGAAAUCUUCAAGCAUGUUCCAGCUGAUCUCAGUCCCAUUGCCUAUACGGACCUCGCGGCCAAAGCGAAUGUGCCUAUCAGGCGGCUACAGUCAGUUGUGCGGAUGGUCAUGACGGACGGGAUUUUUGUUGAACCCUCACCAAUGCAAAUUGCGCACACCCAACUAUCAGCAUCGUUCGCAACGGAUAGUGCUCUUCUAGAUUGGGCCUUCUUCAUAUACAAUUACCAAGCUCUAGCGGCAUAUCACUUUACCGAAGCAACAGCGAAAUGGCCCAACUCGGUAGCCAAAAACGAGACAGCUUUCAACUUGACCCUCAACACCGACUUGACUUUUUUUGAGCACCUAGAAGCCCAUCCAGACAUGAAUAAGGCCUUCUCAGGUUACAUGCGUGCUUUACAACGAAGCGGAAGCGGCAGUGUCCAACACAUUGUCGAUGGCUUCGACUGGGUCAGCCUGGGUGAAGCAAACAUCGUCGACGUUGGCGGAUCGACUGCACACGCAUCUAUUGCACUAGCUUCAGCCUUCCCAGACCUCCACUUCACUAUCCAGGAUCUCCCCGAGGUAGUCUCAGAAGGCAAAGCCAAACUACCCCAACUCACCAGCACCUCUGUAGCCUCACGCAUCAACUUCUCAGUCCACAACUUCUUCACGCCCCAACCCAACGGUCUCAAACCUGACAUCUUCUUCCUCCGUCGGAUCUUACACAACUGGCCCGAUCACCAGGCCCGUGAAAUUCUCAAUCACCUCGCCGUCGCUCUACGCGAUAGUGGCAACUCCCUUGCCCGUAUCCUCGUCAUGGAUUCGAUUCUACCGCUCCCCGGCACCCUUCCUCGCUUUCAAGAUGCCUAUCUGCGCGUGCGCGACCUGACAAUGAACCAGCUGUUUAAUAGCAGAGAGCGCGAGUUGGAGGAGUGGAAGGGCCUGUUCGCGAGUACGGAGCCGAAGUUGGAACUCAAGGCGUGGAAGGAGCCACCUGGUAGUAAUAUGGCGGUUAUGGAGGUGACAUUGGUGGGAAGGGAAUGA